CAUUUCCACCACUUGGCAAGAGUAUCAUUCCAUGGGAAUAGGAAUUACUUUUAGUUAAAUUUGACAUGGCAAUUAGAGUUGCCUGUAUGCACCUCCUAUAAAACCCGCAGGGCCUGAAGACAGAAGAUCCCUGGAACUUCUCCUUCCUAGGAAAUGGAAAAUGCAGAGGACCGAAAAUCUGGUAAGGUUGAUUUCCAUUCACCUGGAAGGGAUUGCAGUGAUAAAAAGCAUUUUAGAUUAUUUGGCUUCAAGGUGGAUCCUUGCGCAAAUGAGGUGUGCCCGAGGUCUGAAAUAGACGACGAGAGUGUCAAUUCCUCAGACACAGUUUCAUCUAAUAAGGUUGAGAAAGCUUUCGCCUACUCGAGCUCCCCAGGAGAGAGUGUCUCUCCCAAGGCAAAGGAGAAACACUUGUCUGUUUCUGUGGUGGAGCUUAAAUAUGAAUGCCAUUUCUGUUUGAAGAAGUUUUCGACCUCACAGGCAUUAGGUGGUCACCAGAAUGCCCACAGAAAGGAGAGGCUGAAGAAGAAAAGAAUGGAGGUUGAAGUUAGGAGGGAAAACAGCUUCAAUCUCUACCUUUCAUCUGCCAUGAGGAACACUGGUGUUAUCAUAUACCCUCAUUCGAUUAUCGGUUUUGAUGACCUUUUCUGUAUUCCUACUGUUGUUUUUCCAAAUCCUCAUGAAUCUCAGCAAUAUAUGCCCACGCCAUAGCUCCACCAAUCUGCCAUAUAUGGGAGCUAGUGCUUCUCAUAGUGAGCUAGAGAUGGGUAUCUUCAAAGGAAGAAGAGAACCUGUUGUUAUCAUGCCCUCUGCUUCUCAAGUAUCAUUAUCCAAUGCUCAUCUGCAAAAGAUCAGAAACACCAUGGGUCCUCCAGAAAAUAAGGUUGAAAGUCUUGGAAAGUGAAAGUAAAAUAUAGUUGCCUUUUAUUCUUACACCUGUUAUUGCACUAAAAUAAAAAUUGCUAGUACUAGAGGGGUGGGGAGGGGAGUUAGAAGUCCAAAUGAAAGUCAUAAAAAUGUUUGGGUUGACCACUUCUAAUGGUUUUGAAAUGGUAUUCAUGGACAUAUUUUGUCCAACGAGACUAGUUCAGUUGAUUCGACUGAUCACUCUAAAGUUUUGUUCUAGCAACAAUGUAGAGUCAUUGGGAGAUCUUGACUUAGGGACUGAAAGGGCGACUCGCAAUUUACUUCAUUGAUUUUAAGUUGGGAAACUUAAUGUAUCAAAAUAUAAAUAAAAAUGAUGUACAUAGUUUUAUAUUACAA
Molecule: messenger RNA, 1260 nt
Organism: Ipomoea triloba (trilobed morning glory)
Lineage: Eukaryota; Viridiplantae; Streptophyta; Magnoliopsida; Solanales; Convolvulaceae
Product: zinc finger protein GIS3-like
Exons: 2
Coding region: 154-708 (184 amino acids)
Biological process (GO): trichome morphogenesis; gibberellic acid mediated signaling pathway; trichome differentiation
Cellular component (GO): nucleus
Molecular function (GO): transcription cis-regulatory region binding; DNA-binding transcription factor activity
Source: RefSeq, a predicted model, not a curated record